This is a messenger RNA of Syngnathus acus (greater pipefish), 1855 nucleotides long. Its product is annotated as tubulin beta chain-like. The transcript is spliced from 5 exons. The record is from RefSeq and is a predicted model, not a curated record. Gene Ontology annotation, molecular function: structural constituent of cytoskeleton; GTPase activity; GTP binding. Gene Ontology annotation, cellular component: microtubule; cytoplasm. Lineage: Eukaryota; Metazoa; Chordata; Actinopteri; Syngnathiformes; Syngnathidae. Bases 250 to 1608 code for a protein of 452 amino acids. Gene Ontology annotation, biological process: mitotic cell cycle; microtubule cytoskeleton organization.
AAUAAAUUGAAACACAAAUUAAAAUAAAUCUUUGCAUAAUGGUAAAAGUUGAGUCAGUCAAAAGCCAAAGAAUAAAAAUGGCUGUUCAAAUGAGUUUCAAAAAUCUCAACAUUUCAGGAUGUCAUUUCAAAGAAGAGCACUUCCAGGAAGUGGGAAAGUAGAGCAGGAUGGGCAAAAGCUGAGAACUACCACAGCACACACUAGCACUUAACUGCAGCUCUUGGUUGAUACAGCACACAACAUAGCAAGAUGCAUGAGAUUGUUCACUUGCAAGCCGGCCAAUGUGGGAAUCAAAUUGGAGCAAAGUUUUGGGAAGUGAUGAGUGACGAGCAUGGCAUUGACACCACUGGAUCCUACCAUGGAGAGGAUGACUUCCAACUGGAACGAAUCAAUGUCUGCUACAAUGAGGCUUCAGGAGGAAAGUAUGUCCCAAGGGCGGUCUUAGUGGAUUUGGACCCUGACACCAUGGACACUUUCCGGUCCGGCCCAUUUGGGAGGAUAUUUAGACCUGACAACUUCGUCGUUGGCCAAAGGGGAGCAGGAAAUAACUGGGCCAAAGGUCACUACACUGAAGGAGCCGAGCUGGUGGACUCGGUUCUGGAUGUGGUAAGGAAGGAGGCAGAGGAAUGCGACUACCUUCAAGGGUUCCAGCUGACGCAUUCUUUGGUUGGUGGCACCGGAUCUGGGAUGGGAACUCUGCUCAUCAACAAGAUCCGUGAGGAGUACCCGCACAGCAUCAUGACCACCUGCAGUCUGCUGCCCUCUCUGAAGGUGUCCGACACAGUAGUGGAGCCCUACAACGCUACCCUUGGGCUCCACCAACUUGUUGAGAACACAGACCAGACCUUCUGCAUUGAUAAUGAAGCCUUGUACGACAUCUGCUUCCGUACCCUCAAGCUGAAGACACCCACCUAUGGAGACCUCAACCACCUGAUUUCUGUCACCAUGAGUGGUGUGACAACCUGCUUGCGAUUUCCCGGGCAGUUGAACGUGGACCUCCGUAAAUUGGCCGUCAGCAUGGUGCCCUUCCCUCGUUUGCACUUCUUUAUGCUGGGCUUUGCUCCGCUCACCAGCAGGGGGAGAAUACAGUACAGAGCCCCCACCUUGCGUGAACUAACUCUGCAGCUAUUUGAUUGCAAAAAUAUGAUGGCUGCUUGUGACCCCCGCCACGGGCGCUACCUUGGCGUAGCUGCCAUAUUUCGUGGCUCCAUGUCCAUGCAGGAGGUGGAUGAGCAGAUGCUGAACAUGCAAAACAAGAACAGCAGCGACUUCAUCAAGUGGAUCCCCAACAACGUCAUAACGGCCGUUAGCAACAUCCCGCCGUACGGCCACAAGAUGGCCGCGACCUUCAUUGGUAACAACACUGCCAUCCAGGAGCUGUUCAAGCGCAUCUCUGAGCAGUUCACUGCUAUGUUCCGCCGAAAGGCUUUUCUCCACUGGUACGUGGGCGAGGGCAUGGAUGAAAUGGAGUUCACUGAGGCGGAAAGCAACAUGAAUGAUUUGGUGUCUGAGUACCAGAAAUACCAGGAAGCCAUCGUUGAGGAGGAGGAGGAGGAGGAGAUGGCCGAAGACAUUUCACAAUUCACUGCCUGGAUGCGUUUCCUAUAACCUGCAUUAUCACUCCUGCCUCUUCUCUCCAUUAGCGACUGUAGACCUUUGCCCAAUUCUUUCAGUCAUCGGUGGGUCUCUACCUAACAACAGUGGCCACAUAGAGGUCUGUCAGACUCAUCAACUUUUUGUUAAUGUUUCUUUUGUUCACUACGCAGUUCUACAUUUCUGCCAUAUGCAGUGCAUUGAGUUUUAAUUCGUUUCAUUUGGUAUUUGACUUGAAUAUAUGUAUUGGUAAGCAUAGUGA